UACGCGGUCGGUUAAUCCACGACAAGGGAAACCUUUUAAAAACCGAGUGAACCUGAGUAAUUCGUAAGUACUAACAUAACAGUUCCUAUAGCUGGCCAGUCGUGUUUCCGGUCGCGUUCUUGCCAUGGUCAUGUUGUCGACAACAUCAUAUGCGUCGCUGUGCGUUUUUGCAGCCGUCACACUCGUCUACGUUGGAAACGCCGCCGUGUUAGUCAACGUGACCUACUUAUGGCACCUUUCGGAUAUCUCUCGUGUACCUACCCCACAGCCACAACAGCGGUUACCUCUUUCUAGGGAUUCUAACGUUACAGAGGUCUCAAGUCGUGGAGUAUUUAACAAGCAGACCAACGUACUAUUUGCCGUUCGGAAACCUUUGAUGGCACUAGCGUAUACUGGCCACACAAAUGUAAAGUCUAAUACUGUCAACUCGGUUGUGCUUAACUCACUAGCAUUACAAAGAUUUCCUAGUGCUAAAUACGGCGAGAAUGUCAAACUCGACCAGCACACUAUGGUGUUAGGUCAUAGCGUCGACAACGAAGGAGUUUUUGGGAUAAGCUUAUUUUUCGGUGUUGGAGACGUUUGGCUUAGGUCCAUAGGUGUUGCCGAAUCUUUGAUAAUGUGGCACGCCAUGCCUGCCGAACUCGUGUUGGACUUCAUUAACAACUCGUACGAUUGGAACACAAUAGCAAAAAAAGUUUUACCAUAUGAAUGGCCAUUGUUAUUAGUGUGUAUUUUGAUGAUGUUCAGUGGUUUAUUUAUUACUCGUUACGGGAUGUAUUGGCAAAGACGAUAUAAGGAAGCAAAAUGGUUAGGCGACACCGGCUGGGAGACGGGUUGCAAGAAAGGAGUAAUUGUUGUAGCAGUACAAGUUUUACUGCUAUUGCUUGGUGCUGGGGCUUGUGGACUUAUUGUGACCAAUGAAUCUAUGACAUAUGCUGUGUUUAGCGUCAGUGAUCUUUUGGAGUUUGGCGUGGGCGACUUGGUUGAUAUGUUUUCAGUCACACAAAAGCAAAUACGUACAAUAUCCAUUGGCUCUAUGGACUCAACAACUGAUGCCGUUUUUACAAAACUGGAUGAUAUAGCUGAUAAUUUAGGAGGGUCUAUUGAAAAUGACAUUUAUGGACCGAAUCACAAAUUUGGAUCACGAAAUAAUGUAUCAAUAAUAGUACAAGAUUUUCAGAAAGUAUUUCCAAAAGUCAGGGAUGUAAUAGCGCAAGCUGAGUUGGUAAAAGACAAUAUUAUAGUUUUUAAUAGACAAAUAAGCGAUCUAAAUUCAGAAUUACAAGUUAUACCUGAAAGAUGUCUUCCUGACGUUUCUGUUAUGUGUGAUAUGAUCUCAGCUAACAGAUUACAUGUAGAAAAUUACACGUACCUUGACGAUAUGAUCAAUGUUGCCAAAAAUAUAUUGAAUGUCGAAAAUGGCGAUUUAUUAAGUCUUCCUUUGACAUCGGCUGAAAGUGCUAAUAUUCCAAAAGCAGUUCACGAUCAAACUGAAAGAGAAAGAUGGAGAAUUAAACAAUCUCUAAUGGAUCGUCGUAGACAAUUAGAAUUUUCCAUUUAUCCUUAUGAGAGUCACACGCGCAAGCUCAUAUCUAAACUUAUGGAUAUGAAAGAGUUAGGAAAUAACUACAUCAAUAUGUUGAAACAAAUUGAAUCAUGCAGAUGGUUCGGCAGCCUAGGAAUCGCAAUAGCAGCUAUUUUGAUAUGGGUUUUGUUGGCUUGCAGUAUAGUGGUUAAUUGCUGUUCAGAUACAACUUGGGCAAAGUGUUAUUUUUUUGGUUGUGUAAGCACGAUGAGACUUACAAGUUUAGUAAUGUGGGUAAUCGCUUUUGUGGGAUUGAUUGUAAGUAGCAACAGUGAAUCUAACGUUUGUCGAGCUUUGUACGAUGAGCCAACAUAUGAAACAGUCUCAAAAAUAAUGGAUGAUCCAAGGUUGACAAAUGAACAUGGUUUUUUUUCGUGGUUUGUUUUUGGAAAUGAUACGCCCACGUCAACAUUCAACGAAGUCCUGGAAGCGUGCAAAGCCAAUAAAACGGCAUAUUCGACGUUUAGUAUGAACAAAUUAUUCAACUCAGAAGCUGGAUCAGAAUACACAAAAUGGCCUGGCCUAAUUGAUGGACUUGAGAGUCUUAGGUACAAAAACAUACGCGUUAAUUUGGAUGAUGAUAAACCAGUUGCGAGAGAUGACGUGUUAAAACCAAUAGCAGAAUUAACAAACAUAAAUUUUCAACAUUUUCGAAGACAGAUUUCGACUUCAUCAUUAGCUCAUGGAAGAGUAACAUUGCUUCAUAAUCAAAUUAAUGCGCUUUCAAUUCAAACAGCUACACAUUCAAAUUCGUUUAAAACAACGCUUAAGAGGCUAGUGGAAAACAUCACUGAUAUAUUAGACAAUGUCAUUAAUCCUAUGGAACAAAAGAAAAACAUUUUGCUAUACCGGAUAACGUUAAUGGAAGUCGAAAUGCAACCCUUGUCGGAAUUAUUUAAUCGCACGUGGGCCCAGGCGUAUACAAGAAUUGUUAGUUCAGACUUUGAUCAAAUCGUUAGAAAGAACAUGGACGAAUAUAUAAAUAGUAUUAAAUUAAUUUUUGAAAAAUACAAAUCGCACGUUGUUGAAGCAACUAAAAAGGAAGCGGCAUCAUGUAGACCAGUAUGGAACGUGUACAGAAUCGGAAGAGAUUUAAUUUGUAGACAAGCGUUAGACUCUCUCAAUGGAUUUUGGGUGAUUUGUUUUAUAAUUGCUAUAUCCAUCACUGCAGCAAUACCAGUUGUAAAAAAUUUCAAGAUCUUCAAGAAAUCACCGUUAACAUCUAUGUCUCUAUACACUAUACCACCACCACCGUCGAUGGAUCUUAUGUGUACUAGUAGCUAAUGUUAAUUUUUACUGUGUUUCGUGGUACAAAAUACAUGUUUUGUAUGAAAAUUACGUAUAUGUUUUCUCUAUUAAAUCCAAAAUGUCUUUCUGAAA
Daktulosphaira vitifoliae (grape phylloxera) is the source of this 2965-nucleotide messenger RNA. RefSeq names its product prominin-1-A-like. Gene Ontology annotation, cellular component: membrane. Lineage: Eukaryota; Metazoa; Arthropoda; Insecta; Hemiptera; Phylloxeridae. Bases 125 to 2869 code for a protein of 914 amino acids. The transcript has 14 exons. The record is from RefSeq and is a predicted model, not a curated record.